UCACAUUUUUACUACAAAUUAAAAUAUUUUAAAUAUUUUCUGAAACUUUUCUUCAAAGCACGCAGCAAGAAAAUAAAGAAACAACACUGUAUGAACUCUUUUAGCCAAGUGCGCUGAGUAGCCGACAAGAUGUUGUUAUGUGGCUAAAUACCAAAGUGGCCGCAAUGAGAAUUGGCCGAGCGCAGUCGCAACCAACCAUCGAGAGUUGACGCAUGUCUGCAAACGGCGAGCACAGUCUUAACGCGCAACUGCUACACCAUCGCAUACAUAUCCAUUCAUCUAGCUAUACAUACAUAUAUGUACAUAUAUCCAUAAAGGAAAAUUAUGUGAAUGAUACGAAAAUAUAAAGUGUUGAAGUGAUAAGUGUAUUUGUUGUACAAUACUUUCACUGUGCCAAAAAUGCAAAGCGAAAAAGUAUAAAUUAAAUAUAAAAAACACAAAAAUUAUUUAGCAGCGCCAGUUAAUAAUUAAAACGUGCAUUAAUAAAAUAACCGCUAAAAAUCGCAUAUUACACAUCGUCAAGCAUCGCUAUAAUUCGACUGAUAACAACCGUUAGCCAUUGUUGUUAGCUACAAAAGCACACAGUCUUCCGUACGCUCGUGAAUUUAUUUACUGUUUCGCAAAAGCUACAAUAACAACGCCAACAAGUCUUUCACCUUAUUGCAAUACACAUUUGCAUACACCGAUCAGCAUAAUUCACAUCAUUGGCGUUGUAGAAACAUCAUCAACAACGGCUCCCUCCAACGCUUAUGACAUAAUGCGCGAAGACGACAUCGAAAUCGCCAUUAAGGUGGUGAUUGUAGGCAACGGUGGCGUUGGGAAAUCAUCCAUGAUUCAACGCUAUUGCAAGGGCAUUUUCACCAAGGACUAUAAGAAGACGAUUGGUGUGGAUUUUCUCGAGCGACAAAUCGAGAUCGAUGGUGAGGAUGUACGCAUAAUGUUAUGGGACACAGCUGGCCAAGAGGAGUUUGACGCCAUUACCAAAGCUUAUUAUCGCGGUGCGCAGGCGUGCGUGCUUACGUUUAGCACAACAGAUCGCGCUUCAUUCGAUGCUAUCAAGGAUUGGAAGCGUAAAGUGGAAAACGAAUGUAAUGAGAUACCAACAGUGAUUGUACAGAAUAAAAUCGAUCUUAUCGAACAGUCGGUAGUGACCGCAGACGAAGUGGAAACUUUGGCGCGCAAUUUGAAUUGUCGCCUCAUACGAACUUCCGUCAAGGAGGACGUAAAUGUGGCAUCGGUCUUCCGAUAUUUGGCUACCAAAUGUCACCAGUUGAUGCUCGGUGAAAGCUGUGACCAGUCGUACACGCAUGCAGGUGGAAAUGGUGGCGGCAGCAGUUUUAAUGGCAGUUCCAGUGGUCAUCAGCCCACAAUUAGUGCCUUCAGUCCGACAUUCACGAAAUCCAAUAGUGGCACAAUUGUGUUGCGCGCAGCUAAAAAGAGUUCAACGGCGCGAAAACGUAAAAUUGUGCUAAAGAAAUGCGGUAUUUUGUGAUUCGCGUGACAACCACUGGCUGGCGGACGAUGUGCGAUGGACGUGUAGAUGAUCGUAUGUGAUUGGGAUAUGAGUAGAAGAAGCGCGCACGAAUACGAACACGAUGAGUAAUGGAAUUGUUGGUGGUGGAGGAAAAAUCAC
Molecule: messenger RNA, 1633 nt
Organism: Ceratitis capitata (Mediterranean fruit fly)
Lineage: Eukaryota; Metazoa; Arthropoda; Insecta; Diptera; Tephritidae
Gene: Rab23
Product: ras-related protein Rab-23
Exons: 2
Coding region: 758-1492 (244 amino acids)
Molecular function (GO): GTPase activity; GTP binding
Source: RefSeq, a predicted model, not a curated record